AAAUCUACUUUUACUUCCCCUCUGUCGCGUCUUCCGGAUUUCGCAGCCGAGGAGAUCGAGAUUUUGCAAGUAUGGAGAGUAUGCAAACCUUUUGGCAAUUGGGUGAUGAACUUCGAGGACAAUCAAAAGUCUCAGAGGAUCACAAGUGGUUAAUGGUUGCUUCCAAGUUGGCUGAGCAGACCAGUUCAAAGGGGGAGCGAAGGAAUAAUCUUGAUCUCUCAAAGGGCUCAGCUGAAAUAAGGCCAAGGGAUAAUGUUGGGUUUCAGGAGGAUAACAAAUUUGAAAGCCUCAACUUCAACAUGUUAAAUUUGGGGGCUAAAAUGACUGAAAAUGCAAACAAAAGCUCCUUCAGAAAUGGCAUCUACAAUAUGAAUACAGUAUAUCAGAAGGGCAGUAGUAACAAUAUGGGAAAUAUGAUCGGUAGCAAGUAUAGUGGCAACAACCAUAACAGAGAGCCCAACAACAGCAGCAAUAAUACCACCAAUGAGAACACUAAUACAAACGGAGCAGUUGACAAAAGGUUCAAGACCUUACCCACAGCAGAGACACUUCCACGGAAUGAGGCACUUGGUGGAUACAUCUUUGUUUGUAACAAUGAUACAAUGCAGGAAGAUUUGAAGCGGCAACUAUUUGGCUUGCCACCAAGAUAUAGAGACUCUGUCCGGGCAAUAACACCAGGCUUACCACUGUUUCUCUAUAACUAUACUACUCACCAGUUGCAUGGCAUUUUUGAGGCAACAACUUUUGGGGGUUCUAACAUUGAUCCAACUGCUUGGGAAGAUAAGAAAUGCAAGGGUGAAUCAAGGUUCCCUGCACAGGUAAGGAUACGUGUUAGGAAAAUCUGCAAGGCCUUGGAGGAAGAUACUUUUAGGCCAGUCUUGCACCACUAUGAUGGUCCCAAGUUUCGUCUUGAGCUCUCAGUCCCAGAGACUUUGGACUUGUUGGACCUGUGUGAACAAGCAGGUGCUUAAUUGUUUGGUCACCAAACAUAAUGGACUCUCCAGCAUAAGCAAAUGCUGGUGAUAAAUGUGCAUGAUGUAGGUUUUGUGGUGCAUUUAAGUUUGUGUGAUUUUGGCUACUUAAUCCUUAGAGCGCAAGCUUGGGAGUUAAAAUCUGGUUUGGUGAUGUUUCGGAGUGAAGGAAAAGGUUUGUGGCCUGCCAAAUAAUUAUAAUAGUGUCUUGUGAAGAUCUAUCUGGAGUAGCUGCAAAAUGUCUCAUGUCAUUUUAACUUUGUGAUCAAGAAGAAUGGCGACUGUAUAAUGUUAAGUCCUCGGAAGAUGACGACCCUAAUGUAUUCCUAUUUUCUGCAAUUUGAACUGAGUUUCGUCUCC
Cornus florida is the source of this 1331-nucleotide messenger RNA. RefSeq names its product B2 protein-like. The coding region runs from base 72 to 971 and encodes 299 amino acids. Lineage: Eukaryota; Viridiplantae; Streptophyta; Magnoliopsida; Cornales; Cornaceae. The transcript is spliced from 6 exons. Gene Ontology annotation, biological process: response to endoplasmic reticulum stress. The record is from RefSeq and is a predicted model, not a curated record.